AUGGCUCGGCGGGAGGGGGGAUCCUCUGACCCGCCGGGGGUCUCGGCCGCCCCGAGGGCAGAAGGGAGGCGGCUGGAGCUGAUCGCCCUCCCGCAGGUGAGGAGCAGGUGUCCCUUUGUUCCUCUGGAUGAAGAUUUGGGGGCUCCUCCGUCAUCUUCCCAGCCUGGAACGGAGAAACCUAGAGAAAGCCAGAAACCCAGCCGGUUCUACAAGUGCAACAAGGAGGAUGCCAAAUUGGUCGAAAACGCUCCCGUAAUCCUGACGCUGCCACCCAAGAAAGUCAGCGACAAGGCGGUCAUAACCGGAGGCGCCAGUUACCUGGGCUUUACGCUCGGCUGCGCUCUGGCUAAAUCGGGAACCAAAGUCAUUUUGUACGAUUUUAAUCCGCCCAUCUGGGACCUUCCAAAGGGAAUCAUACUGAUCAGGUCGGACGUGAGAAACUUUAGUGACUUGUAUUCAGCCUGCGAAGGUGUGGAUUGUCUCAUCCACACAGCCUCGUACGGGAUGACCGGCAUAGAACAACUGCACAAGAAGCGCAUUCGGUCGGUCAACAUUGGAGGGACCGGAAUCGUCCUUGAAGUUUGCAAGAGGCAAAGGAUCCCCAGGUUGAUCUACACCAGUACAGUCGACGUAGUCUUUGCCGGACAAACGAUCGUGGACGGCGAUGAAGCGACCGUAUCCUAUGUUCCUUUAGAGCAGCAAGUUAAUGAAUAUUCCCGGACGAAAGCAAUCGCAGAACAAAUGGUCUUGGCGGCGAAUGGAUCCUUCCUGCCAGGAGGAGGAAAGUUAUACACGUGUGCAAUCCGCCCUCCUGGAAUUUAUGGACCGGAAGACCUGCAGCAUUUGUCUCGGUUGGCCCUCAACUGGGAAAGGGGUUUUUUUAACGUCUGUUUGGGCAAUCCGGGCAUCCUGACGAACUGGGUGCACGUGAAAAAUCUGGUCCAGGCCCACAUCCUUGCUGCCAAGGCCCUCACUCCCGAAACGGACUAUAUCGCGGGUGGCCAGGCGUACUUUAUCAACGACGGGGAAGAGGUCAACCUGUUUGAAUGGCUCUCACCCUUGUUUGAAAGACUGGGCUACCAGAAACCAUGGGUCCAUAUUCCUGUUCUUCUGGUUCAUCUAACAGCUGCCAUCGUGGAAAAAGUACAAAAUCUGUUGCUCCCCCUCGUGGAAAUCACACCCCUAAUCACCAGACAUGAAGUACACAAUAUGUAUGUCACACACACCUUCAAAAUUGAUAAAGCUCAGUCCCAGCUUGGCUACACCCCGAAAAAGUACUCAUUGGCCGACUGCGUGGAUCAUUUUUUGAAAAAGGGACCCCGGCCGAGGAGUUUUUUCUUACAGAAAUGCCUUUUACUAUUAGUCGUCCUCACGGGGCUGGUUGCGCUGACCAUGAAAUUUACCCAAGUCCGAGAUUUCCUGCUAGAUUCCUGGGGAAAAUAUCGGCAUCUUCUGUAAGGCGGGGCAUUGCUUGCCUGCCAGAGCCUUAGCCGUGGGGAUGGGGAGUGUGUGAGGCACAUGGGCUUUGGAAUGGCCCCCCCAACUUGCAGGCCAAACAGGUAGAGGCCACAAGAACGAUUGUUCCGAAACCCAAAAGGUGAACGGACAGGUCAGCCAAGUGCAGCGACAGCAACGUUGAACACCGGCGUCUUCUCCGGAAGUCCCUUGAGAUCCUUCCAGAGGUUUUGCACGGCGGCAUGAGGAAGAAAAAUGAAAGCCCAAAAGAGGGAUGCUUUCGCCCCCACCUCCACCCCACCCCACCCCACCUGGCUGCUGUAAGAGCCACCCAGAAGGUUCAAGGCCAGUGUCUCUUUCUGAAGAUGGAGCCUUGAAGGAUGAUGUGGAGGGUGAAGGACCUCCGUGGACACUUUUGUGCCCGUGUGCACCCUCCAUCUGGUUAAUGUU
Molecule: messenger RNA, 1905 nt
Organism: Pseudonaja textilis
Lineage: Eukaryota; Metazoa; Chordata; Lepidosauria; Squamata; Elapidae
Gene: SDR42E2
Product: short chain dehydrogenase/reductase family 42E, member 2
Biological process (GO): steroid biosynthetic process
Molecular function (GO): oxidoreductase activity, acting on the CH-OH group of donors, NAD or NADP as acceptor
Source: RefSeq, a predicted model, not a curated record